AUGUCUACUGCCAAUACUGCUGUUGAUUACUUCAACAAAACUGAAGACGAAGUUUUUGAGCCCAACAUGAUGAUUGAAUCCAACAAUGUCCGAUUUAAUCCGCCGAUUGAAGAUUAUCCUGAAGAGUUAAAGAUGUUGGUUCAGUUGGUUAUGACUCGCUGGUUCUACUACUAUCUACAAAAAGACGACGAAAAUCAUAACAUUCCAGAUGGAAUCGAAAGGCAACAAGACGCAGGUUGCCCAAAUUCUUCAAUUACCAUCAGAAGGAUCGUUUAA
Molecule: messenger RNA, 276 nt
Organism: Lactuca virosa
Lineage: Eukaryota; Viridiplantae; Streptophyta; Magnoliopsida; Asterales; Asteraceae
Source: the annotation of a GenBank genome assembly